UUUUCGCCCCCCAGUAAGUGUCCCAUUGAUCUCUUUGGACCCGUAGCGAACCGAACGAUACUCAAACGGCUGCAUGUCGCGUUUGUGCAUCCUAGUGUCUUACAGCCCGCUAGCAGCGCAUUUCGCGCAGCCCCAAAAAAGCUGCCAAUUAGGCCACACGAAUGGCCGCAUGGCUGCCCCACGCUCUCGUAUGAUGCCCUCAACCCAUCCGUAGCACUGAUGCUCUCAACCCAUCCGUAGCACCAUGCGGCUGCUGCUGGGCCGUAGCAUCAUGCUGUGCGGCCUCGUCCUCCUGGCAGGCGCGGCCACUACUGACCUCUAUGAGGUCCUCGGCGUGCCGCGCGACGCCACGACGGCGGAGAUCAAGAAGGCCUACCGCUCAAUGGCCGCUGAAAUCCAUCCGGACAAGCUGCCGCCGGACACGUCGGACGCCGCGCGCGAGCGGGCGACGGCGGCGUUCGUCGAGCUCGCCCUCGCGCACGAGGUGCUCACGGACCCGGUGCGGCGCCAAACGUACGACGACACGGGCAUGAGCGAGGAGGGCGACGAGGCGCGCGAGGCGCGGGAGCGGCGCGAGGCCGAGCGCGGGCCGCCGAAGAUCACGGAGACGCCCCUCGGCGUCGACGCGCGGUUUAGGAGAGGCGCCUUCCGCUUCAGGUACUCCGGCAGCGGCGUGCGGCCCGUCGAGGCGACGCGCGUGCCCGUGGUCGUGACGCUGGCCGAGCUCCUCACGGGCGUCAACCGCACGCUGACGCUCGCGCGGCGCCAGAAAUGUGAAACUUGCGCGGGCACGGGGGCCGCGGAAUCUGAGUCGAGGGAGACCUGCGGCCUCUGCGAGGGCACGGGCGCGGCGGCGCACGUCUCCGCGGGGCUAAACUGGAGAAACUCCAGACGCUUCUUCCGCCAGGCGGUGACGACGCGCUGCGGCGCCUGCGGCGGCACUGGAUAUAAUCGGGGCGCGGCGUGCGGGGCCUGCGACGGCGCGGGCUACGUCGACGUCCGAAGGGAAGUCAGGGUCGAAAUACCACCAGGUGCGCCGGACGGCCACGAGAUCACCUUCAAGGGCCUGGGGGAUGAGCACCCGCAGCGCGCGACGGGCGACCUGAUCCUGGUCGUGACGGUCGCGCAGCACCCCGUGUUCUCUAGAUCAGAAGCGGCGCCGGAGAAUUUGUACUGCAACGCGUCCGUCGGGUUGUUGGACGCGUUGCUGGGCUUCGACCGGAAACUAACGGGCUUAAGUGGAGAGCGGCUCCUCGUGGAGCACCGGCGCGUCGCCUUCAGCUCCUUCACGCUGUCCCUAAGAGACGAGGGCCUGCCCGUCUUCGGGAACGCGACACAACGCGGCCAGGUGACGGUCUUUAUUAGAGUCGACUUCCCGAAGACGCUGACGGCGCUGCAGGCGGACGUGUUGCGGCGCGUCGGAUUGAGGGACGAGGAGCUCCGGUUCAUCUUCCUCCUCCAGGCGCUCUACGCGUACCAGUACGCGCAGACCGUCGCGCCGGACUCGGACGAGGUCGUCUUCGCGAAGCGGUGCGUCGUCGGCGCCGAGGCGGCCUGCGUGCCGGACCCGCUCUACGCGACGUGGUGGCGGAGCACGGUCGGUGUGAGUUAAGUGUUUGUUGUUGUACCUCGUGCCGCGCGCGCGCGGGAGAUUGCCGCGGGCCAGACACCGGCGCAUCAUGCUAGACACUGGGUAUCACUCGGAACCCUGGGGAUCAUGCUCGAGACACCUGAGCUUCACGCGGUCACGCCCCGCCAUCGGACACCAGUUUUUGUGCGUUGUUGUUUGGCAGUGGCACACGCUUCCAGCCGCACGCAGCCCGCAGCAAAGCGGGCCCGCAGCGAGAACCCAGGUGCCGCCUGCGGCCUCGCACGCGCGCACGCGGCUGCCCGCGGCGGCGCCGACGCGAAGCACCGCCUUCGACUUCAUUACAGACUGCUCCGCCGCCGACGCGCGCGGCUUGAGGACGCGCCCGCGUCGCGCCGAGGGAGCAAUU
This is a messenger RNA of Pelagomonas calceolata, 1997 nucleotides long. NCBI's taxonomy places the organism in Eukaryota, Pelagophyceae, Pelagomonadales, Pelagomonadaceae. The record is from the annotation of a GenBank genome assembly.